Molecule: messenger RNA, 726 nt
Organism: Aspergillus fijiensis CBS 313.89
Lineage: Eukaryota; Fungi; Ascomycota; Eurotiomycetes; Eurotiales; Aspergillaceae
Gene: derA
Product: putative ER-associated proteolytic system protein Der1
Exons: 2
Coding region: 1-726 (241 amino acids)
Biological process (GO): endoplasmic reticulum unfolded protein response
Cellular component (GO): endoplasmic reticulum membrane; Hrd1p ubiquitin ligase ERAD-L complex
Molecular function (GO): misfolded protein binding; ubiquitin-specific protease binding
Source: RefSeq, a predicted model, not a curated record
AUGGCCGCCAUCUGGGGUAACGGCGGGCAGGCUGGCCAAUUUCCGCUUGAACAAUGGUUCUAUGAAAUGCCUCCCGUGACACGCUGGUGGACAGCGGCCACCGUUGUCACUUCGGUAUUGGUUCAGUGCCAUGUCCUUACUCCCUUUCAGCUAUUCUACAGCUUUCGCGCCGUAUAUGUAAAAUCUCAGUACUGGCGCUUACUGACCACUUUCCUCUACUUUGGACCAUUGAACCUCGAUCUAUUGUUCCAUGUCUUCUUCUUGCAGCGGUACUCGCGCCUUCUAGAAGAGUCGUCGGGUCGGUCGCCCGCUCAUUUCUCUUGGCUGCUGUUCUACGCCAUGGCCUCUCUUCUUUUGCUUUCGCCAUUUCUCUCGCUGCCUUUCUUGGGAAGCGCCCUCUCAUCGAGUCUUGUGUACAUCUGGAGCCGUCGCAACCCGGACACUCGUCUGAGCUUCCUCGGGAUGUUGGUGUUCUCGGCGCCCUAUCUCCCCUGGGUGUUGAUGGCGUUCAGCCUGGUCGUCCACGGGAUUGUGCCCAAGGACGAAAUCUGCGGUGUUGUGGUCGGACAUGUCUGGUACUUCUUUAAUGAUGUCUACCCAUCGCUGCAUGGUGGACAUCGGCCUUUCGAUCCCCCGGCCUGGUGGGUACGUCUGUUUGAGCCCGCGACUGGCGAUGGGAAUGGUGGUCUCGCUGCCACUGCCGCCGCCGCACCCGAAAUUCGAUGA